Culex pipiens pallens (northern house mosquito) is the source of this 1850-nucleotide messenger RNA. Its product is annotated as glucose dehydrogenase [FAD, quinone]-like. The record is from RefSeq and is a predicted model, not a curated record. Gene Ontology annotation, molecular function: flavin adenine dinucleotide binding; oxidoreductase activity, acting on CH-OH group of donors. The transcript has a single exon. Lineage: Eukaryota; Metazoa; Arthropoda; Insecta; Diptera; Culicidae. The coding region runs from base 18 to 1403 and encodes 461 amino acids.
CGAGCUCACACAACUUCAUGCUGUACACCAGAUCACAUCAACGAGAUUUUGACGGAUGGGCUUCCGAUGGAAACUACGGCUGGAGCUACCGCGAAGUGUUGCCAUAUUUUUUGAAGGCGGAAUCGAGCUACGUCAAUGUUUCGUCUAAUACGUUUGAAACGCCUAUGAUCAAUUCGGUUCUUGAAGUUGCGCGCGAGUUUGGAUACAGAGCAAUCAAUCCUUUUGACAAAGUUCAGCUUGGAUUCUACCGAGCGUCUACGACAACUUUGAAAGGUCAACGAAACAGCGCAGCGCGCGCUUAUCUGCAUCCUGUUCGAAACAGGAGAAAUCUUCACAUAUCGAUGAACUCUAUAGUUACUAAAAUCUUGAUUGAUCCAGAUACUAAAACCGCUUACGGAGUUCAAUUUACGAAAAAUGGAGUCUCCCAUACGAUUCGUACUAAAAAGGAGAUCAUUCUAUCAGCUGGAGUAAUAGCAUCACCUCAGCUAUUGAUGCUCUCGGGUAUCGGACCAAGACACCAUCUGGAGUCCUUGUCAAUACCGGUGAUCAAGUCUUUGGAUGUUGGAUACAACCUUCAUGACCAUUACGGUUAUACACAGCUCAAGUUUAAUCUACGAAAUUCGGGAACCUUCGAACCACAUAAAACAAUCGCACAACAGUUCGAUGAAUAUAUCUCCAACGGAACCGGUCCCUUCUCGUCACCAGCUGGAUUCGAUGUUUUGGCUUUUAUGAAGACCCGCAGUUCCGACCUUCCCAGCGACUAUCCCGAUGUAGAGCUCAUGUUUAAAACGGUGUCCCUAGACAAAUCUACUACCAACAAGCAGCUUGAAUAUCUGGGAUUACAAGACAUUCUACAAAAUUCAAGUCUUUUGGUAGAUCCCAACGAUGAUACCCUCAGCAUCGUAGUCUUGCUGAUGUCCCCGAAGAGUCGCGGUCGAGUUUGGCUCAACAGCUCCAACCCGUUCGACAAACCCCGCAUGGAUCCAAACUUCUUUGACCAUCCGCACGAUUUGACCACGGUUAUCGAGGGAAUCCAACUUGGGAUACGAAUGGGAGAGUCGCGAUCGCUGGCAAAGUAUGGACCAGAAGUCGAUCGAACUCCGAUCGCAGGUUGCGAGCGCCUGGCUUUCGGAAGUGACGAGUACUGGAGGUGUAGCAUCCGGCAGCAGGGAUCUGCGCUGGGACAUCAGUGUGGUACCUGCAAGAUGGGACCAAAGAGUGACCCGGGUGCUGUUGUCAAUCCGGAGUUACAGGUUCACGGUGUAAAGAAUCUUAGGGUGGCCGACGCUUCGAUUCUACCAGGUCCACUUGCGGGCCAUCCGAAUGCGGCCCUGUUUAUGGUUGGUGAAAAGGUAUCGGAUUCGAUCAAAGAGUAUUGGAAUGGAUGUGUUUGGAAAAAAUAAAUAAAUUUUGAAAAACCUCUAUUACUCAUUUCAUCUGAAGAAAAGCGACACUAAUCCAACAAAUGAACUGGAAAAGCUGAACUCUCUGUUCCGCAUAAAGAGAGGUGUCACAAGCCUGGCUCCGCUUCAUUAUGGAAAGUGUACCUGGUCAUAACAACACGGCGGCGGCGUGAAAACAAUAAGCCGGUCACGCACUGGCUAAUUGAGAACACCGGCGCGCAGAGUUGUGCCCAUUGUCUUUCCCCAGUCUCUUUCACUCUGAAAAGGGCCACCUCGGGCCGAUUUGGGUGUGGCCGCUGCAGCUCCACCUCGCCCUCAUCCCAGUUGAACUGCCAUUUCCGUACAGCACUGUUUGUCACGUUGGUGUCUAUUAGUACCCGGAGCGGGGCGCGCUAGGUGCAAAUGAGUUUUGCGAAUUUUGGCGAGGCGAAUUGAGGUUAGGGUGAC